UCUGGUGGCACUGGUUAAGGUACCAUCGCAGAUAGCUGAACUUUCUCAAGCGCGGUGAAGAUGCCUAUCCCUAGGAUUUAUUUUAGGACCUGUUGGCAUAGCUAAUUGUAAAAAAAGGUUACUUUUUUGUCAUGGAAGAGCUUCCUUCUAACUUGUCCCUGCUCACUUGCUCCCCGAGCCAUGAUCCUGCGGGGGGAAUGACGCGGGAGGAUGUGCAGCAGGAGCCCCCGGAUGUCCAGGGGGAUUACGUCGACAGCUCUUUCCCCGGCGAGGACCCCCCCGUCACCCACCAAGUGGCCUCCGCACCCAUGCCCACAGACUGCGAGUUCUCCUUCUUCGACCCCAAUGACCCGAUGUGUAAGGAGGUUCUGCGAGACCCUCGGACCACGGUACCGGAGCUCUUCGCCGUGCUGAGACAGUGGGUUCCUCAGGUCCAGAAGAACAUCGGCCUCAUCGGCAACGAGAUCCUGGCGCGUGGCUGCGGGGUGAAUGACCGGGACGGCCUGACGGACAUGAGUCUCCUCCACUACUGCUGUAAGGCCGGCGCUCCUGGCAUCGGCGAUGCGGAGCGGGCAGCCGUGUUUGCGCGGCGUCUGCUGUUGCUAGGCGCCGAGCCGUCGCUACGGAGCCGCUGGACCAACAUGAGCGCUCUUCACUACGCCGCCUACUUUGACGUCCCGCAGCUCAUCAGAGUCGUGCUGGACGCCUCACAACCCGGAGAGGUGGACGCCACGUGCGGCGACUUUGACUUCGGCACCGCUCUCCACAUCGCCGCCUCCAACCUCUGCAGCGCGGCCGUCAAGUGCUUGCUGGAGCUGGGAGCCAACCCUGCCUUCAAGAAUGAGAAGGGUCAGUACCCGGCCGACGUGGUUCCGGAGCCGGUGGACAUGCCGCUGGAGAUGGCGGACGCGGCGGCGCAGGCGAAGGAGCUGCGAGCCCUGCUGAGAGACGCCCUGCCCCCCCGGCCCCGCACCCCCCCCCUCGCCCUGCUACUCUCCUCCUGCCGCACCGGGACCGGCACCGGCGCACUCGCAGAGAAGGCACGCGCGCACCUCGCAGCAAUGGACAUACGGCUGGGCGAUCGCGUAGUCGUCGCUGGACAAAAGGUGGGCGCGUUGCGUUUCUGCGGCGGUACGGAGUUUGCGGGCGGCAUGUGGGCCGGAGUGGAACUCAGCCGGCCGGACGGGAAGAACGACGGCUCCGUAGCGGGCGUACACUACUUCACAUGCGCACACAAACACGGUAUCUUCGCUCCUCUGUCCAAGAUCAGUAAGCCAUCGGAGCGCCCAAAGGUCCGCCCUCCUCUCGCCUCCACCCCCAUCAGGACGGCACGCCACCACGCCGACAUCGCCCACGUUACCUCACGCAUCAACACAGGCGUCCAGCUGUCCAGAAGCUGUUCCUCCUCUUCCUCAUCUCUGGACUCAAGGUACAGCCCAGCUCUCCGCUCCAGACCCCCCAAGCGCCACUGGAAGCGUCCCCCUGCCGCUCCUCCUGCCCCGGCACCUGGACCUGCAUGGGGCCAACAGGAACACCAGCGAACGGGUCAGAACCAGCGCCAGCACCCCCAGGGCCCCGGCCAACACGGCUCCAGAGGACCCCCACCCCAACCUCACCUGUCGCACAUGCAGCAGCGCACGAGCAUAGCCCCUCACACAGGAGUGAGUGGUCGCGUCCCGCCGGGUGGCGGAGUGGUGGUGCUGGAGGGUUCGGACUUCCACGUGGGCGAGAGGGUCCUCGUGGUGGGCCAGAGGACGGGUGUGGUGCGCUUCAGCGGGGAGACCAGCUUUGCUCCCGGUCUUUGGCUGGGUAUUGAGUUGGACAAGGCCAAUGGGAAGAAUGAUGGAUCAGUGGGGGGCGUGCGGUACUUUCGAUGCCCUGUAAAGCACGGCGUCUUCGCCCCUCCCUCACGCGUGCAGAGGAUCCACGGCUCUGUGGACUGCUUAUCUGACCUGUCGUCGUCCCGACUCAGCCAGCCUUUGACAGGUUUGCGUCGUAGUUUCAGUACGUCCACCGCCAUCUCUACGGCUAAGGAACAGCAUCGCAGGAAUGCGGCAAACAGCAGGAGCCGCUCAGGUGCUAUCAGACGCCACCGCAGUGCAAUGAGCCGCACUAGUGGAGGAGGAGGAGGAGGAGGAGGAGGAGGAGGAGGUGCUAUGGACACCUCAAGCCCCCGUCCCAGCAGCAGCUUAGGAGGCGCCACCACCCACAGCACCGGAACCGGCACCGGCACCUCCACCCCCUCCAGCUCCGACCGGGCCGUCAAACUACACGUGGGCAUGCAGGUUCUGCUGACCAGUGCCAGUGAGAUGGGUAUUAUCCGCUACCUGGGCACCACGGACUUCGCGCCGGGCCUCUGGCUGGGCCUGGAGCUGAGGAGCGCCCGCGGCAAGAACGACGGCUCUGUGGAGGGCCGCCGCUACUUCACCUGUCGUCAGGGAUACGGCGUUCUGGUCCGGCCCAGCCGCGUCACCUACCGAGGCAUCAGUGGCGCCAAGCUGGUGGAGGAGGAGGAGGGGCACUGACGGAGGAGGGGAAAUGGACAGAUGAAUGAUGGAAUGAAUGAAAGAAUGAUUGAAUGAAUUAACGACUGAAUGAAUUUAGUAACAACUGAAUGAAUGAAUUAAUUAAUUAACUAACAGCUGAAUGAAUGAAUUAACGAAGGAAGGAAGGAAUUGACGACUGAAUGAAUGAAUUAUCGACUGAAUUAAUGAAUUAACGACUGAAGGAAUGAAUUAACGACGGAAUGAAUGAAUUAGCGACGGAAUGAAUGAAUUAACGACUGAAUGAAUGAAUUAACGACUGAAUGAAUGAAUUAUCGACUGAAUGAAUGAAUUAUCAACUGAAUGAAUGAAUUAACGACGGAAUGAAUGAAUUAACGACGGAAUGAAUGAAUUAACGAUGGAAUGAACUCCCCAUGGAGUAGUGGGGGCAAUGAAGGAACGGGGGAAUGUACGGAUGAAUGAAUGAAGGAAUGAAAGAAAGAAAUUAAAUGAAUGAAAGUCCCAUGGACGAGCUACGUAGUACCACGGAAACAGUGGCGCCAAACUGGUGGAAGAAAUCGUGUGUAUGGGGAGGGUGGAGGUGGGUGUGUGGAUACUUCCGUUUCAAGAGGCUUAGAGAGAGGAAUGAAGCCUCGCCCGUGCACUAAGCGGUAACACUUUACCUGACGCCGACGUCAUGCGUAUAACAUGACAGUGUCACAAGAGCGUCGUGACUCAGUCGUGCACGUGUCAUAAACAUGCCAACAAUGUCAUCAUAAAAAUUUUGACUUGUCAUUGAGUGACAUUUGGUUAUGGUAAAGACGGCCCAAACAAUGUCAACUUUUCAUGACCAUAAAAUGUUGUUGACAUGGACAUCGUGUUUAAGACUCAUUCAUGACUGUGUUAUGACACUGUGUUGCCACGGUUAUGACACUGUGUUGCCACGGUUAUGACACUGUCAUGUCAUGCGUAUGGGACACGCAGGUGUGACGUUCAGGGUGGGGGUGUUACCCAAGGAGAUCCAGGGGCCUCCCAAAAGGUGGUGGAGAACGCUCGAACCAACCAGAGGUGCCAAAAGUAAAAGUAAAAAAAUAAACACAGGUAACUAGGGCUGUAACGAUUCACUCAACUCACGAUUCGGUUCAUAUCACGAUUUACUGUAUGCCCUACGGUUCGAUACACCCCAUGUUAUCGUGUAUCGAACCGUAGGGCAUAAAUCGUGAUGAAAUAAAAACUAUGAUAGUUUAUAGGUAUAAUAGGUUGCAAAAGGCUACUAAUCAUUUCUAAAAAAGUUAAAAUAUAACAAUGAUGAUGAUUUGAUGCUUGGAAGCACUAUCACUUCAUAUCAUGUGGUUGUUUUCUGGACUGAUGGUAACAAAACUUUGAAAAGGUGUAUCGCGAUACUGCCUCCUUGAAUCACGAUACAGUAUUGUCCCUCUGUGUAUCGCGAUUUCUCGGUUCAAUACAAUAUAGUUACAGCCCUACAGGUAACUUAUUUGAUUAAAAAGUAGACCUGUAUACUUGUCUUACAACCAGCCGACUCGCCACUGGUUGCAUCAAGUUUGUGGGGGGUUCUUGAUAGGCUUUUAGUAUUUUUCAGUAACAUCACAGUCUCGCUACCUCAUGAGGUACAAUGGAGUAACUGGUGUAACAGCGACUAUGUAAUAUCAUGUGCUAGUGUUGUACUUACACCAAGAAUUUACUUUUUACUUUUACUUAUGACACCUCUGGCUCCAACCAAACGAAUCCAGCAAAGGAACAGGGGCGGUUCUAAGGGGUGGCAGGGGGUGGCAUUUGCCCCCCCAGAAAUAUGAUUUACCACCCCAAUUAAGAGCCCUGAUUGUGACCAAUAGCCUUAAUGCUUGACAUCAUUUCAGACAUAGAACUUUAGGUUGCAGGGUUUCACUUUAAGGGAUUCACUGUAUCACAUAAGUGUGUGUGUCGAUUAUAUAGCGUUUAUAAUUUUCCCUUAGUGUAGGAGCAUGCCCCCCUGAAAUACACUUCGCCACCCCUUUGCCACCCCAAGAAUGAAUGUCUGGAACCGCCCCUGCAAAGGAAGUCAGUAAUAUCAGUUGUAAUGUGUACUCCCUUUUUGAGAGUGUUUAAUAGGAUUUUUCAAAUGCGCACCUUUCAUCAGACCGGUGUGGUGAUCUUUAUAGGCCACUGGUCUGAUGAAGCAAUUCUUUCUCAACGGGGGCCCAACAGCCCUCCAGAGGGUGUUGGAGAGUCUCAACACCCCCGUGUUGAGAGCAAGACAGCUAAGAGGGGGAGGUAGGGGGAGGAGGGGGUUGCUCAGUUGCAAAAGAGGGACAUUUGUCUGUUUUAUUUUGUUAACAAUAAGGGGAUGGGCAUUGGCUUAC
Molecule: messenger RNA, 4843 nt
Organism: Engraulis encrasicolus (European anchovy)
Lineage: Eukaryota; Metazoa; Chordata; Actinopteri; Clupeiformes; Engraulidae
Exons: 17
Coding region: 132-2525 (797 amino acids)
Biological process (GO): cytoplasmic microtubule organization
Cellular component (GO): cell cortex; microtubule plus-end; nucleus
Molecular function (GO): microtubule plus-end binding
Source: RefSeq, a predicted model, not a curated record